Messenger RNA from Neomonachus schauinslandi (Hawaiian monk seal), 1349 nucleotides. It is a transcript of the gene MTFR2, whose product is annotated as mitochondrial fission regulator 2. Lineage: Eukaryota; Metazoa; Chordata; Mammalia; Carnivora; Phocidae. The record is from RefSeq and is a predicted model, not a curated record. Gene Ontology annotation, biological process: mitochondrial fission; aerobic respiration. Bases 117 to 1205 code for a protein of 362 amino acids. The transcript is spliced from 6 exons. Gene Ontology annotation, cellular component: mitochondrion.
UUGUUUUUUUGUUUGUUUGUUUUUUGUCAAGAGUAAUAUUUUCUAAAUUAUUUUUCCAGAAGGUAUCAAGAAACUGAUAAUGUUUCCUUGAAUUCGCUUAUGUAUUUGUUUCAUCAAUGUCACUCAUACUGAAUAUCUUAAGAGAAAUGCUGGAAUAUUUUGGUGUUCCCAUAGACCAGGUUUUGCAGAUUAGAGAAAAUAAAGACUAUGGAUCAGCUCGGAGUAUUGUUCGUAUUAUUGGGAAAAUUCUUCCUCUAGAACCUUGUCCCAGGCCUAAUUUUGAGUUAAUCCCGCUGUUGAACUCUGUAGACUCUGGUAACUGUGGAUCUGUAGUUCCAUCUUUUGCUGAUACUUUGUGUGUGGCAAAUGAUGAAGAAGCCAGUUAUCUCAGAUUUCGAAACAGUAUAUGCAAACAUGAAGAAGAGGAGAAAAUGGAAUUUUUCCAUACUUUGCAACCAGUUUGGAAUCCAUUGUCACCUGCUGUCAGACAGAAUAAACGAAUGAAAAGUGACGGGCCUGUAGGUGAAGCAGCAUUUAAAAAGAUAGCUGCCCUCGAAGAGGAGCUGACUUUUCUCCGUACCCAGAUUGCUGCGAUCGUGGGAAGGCAGGAACCGAGAGCGAGAGCCAGUGCGCAUGCGGGCUUCUUUGACUUGAAUGACGAGCCUAGCAGUGUGGGACAAAGACCGUCACCAGGGACUGCUGAACUGAGUGCCCAACCAGAUCCAUUUUCAAGUUCAGUGCUUUUCCCACCCCACCCUCACCCUCCUCCUCCUCCUCCACUGCCCCCUCAACUUCUUUCUCCACAGCCUGCAUGUUCUCCUCUCACACAGCCAGCAUCUAAUAAUAUGUGUGACUCAGAUAAUUCAGCAAAUGAAAUGAAAAAACAGCACCCAGGUGAUAGUAAGACCAAUUACAGUCAUUCAAAAAACCAGGAUGUUCCAAACAUGUUGGAUGUUCUAAAGGACAUGAAUAAGGUUAAGCUUCGUGCUAUUGAACGGUCACCUGGAGGUAGACCCAUUCAUAAGAGGAAAAGACAAGAUUCACAUUGGGAUCCAGUGUCUUUGAUAUCCCAUGCACUUAAGCAGAAGUUUGCCUUCCAAGAAGAUGAUUCCUUUGAGAAAGAAAAUAGGUCUUGGGAAUCUUCUCCAUUUUCUAGCCCAGAAACUUCAAGAGUGAGCUAUCAUAACGUAAAGCUAAUGUUUUAAUUUUCCCGAAGUGUGCUGUGCUUCCGUGGCCGCCUUCAGGCUCCCGUGAAGCGCUUGCGCACAACGGGCCGUGCGCUUGUGCACCAGUACCACCCAUGUUUCUCACGUGUCUGUUCACGUUCACACGUUCCUUUCGCUUUUAGC